This is a messenger RNA of Trypanosoma rangeli, 1638 nucleotides long. Its product is annotated as putative CDC16. Gene Ontology annotation, molecular function: protein binding. The transcript has a single exon. The record is from RefSeq and is a predicted model, not a curated record. Lineage: Eukaryota; Euglenozoa; Kinetoplastea; Trypanosomatida; Trypanosomatidae. Bases 1 to 1638 code for a protein of 545 amino acids.
AUGAAGCUCGUAGCGUUGCUUGAAUCCAAUGCUCGAAGAUUUUUGGAAAGUGACCAGCCUCUAAGUGCUCUUUCUCUCACAGCUACCUUGCGGGAGGUGAAACCCAAUUCGCCACGUUAUUCACUUCUUCAUGCAAAAGCACUUUUUGCCGCUCGUGAAUAUGAUUUGGCGAUGCGUUUGGCGACUGCUGUGUUAUCCGAUGAUGCAGAAAAUCCAGAAGCUGUUUUACUUGUUAUGAAAUCAGCCUAUGAAUUGGGGGAUACAAAAGAGUCUGCAGCUUUCGCGGAUAGACUAAAACAAGUACCUUUUAUGAACGUUAUGGCCUUGUGUUACUUGGGUAAAUGUGCCGAACUAUCUGGUGACACGAAAAAAGCCGCAUAUCAUUAUCAAAUGGCUUUGGAAAUGGAUCCUUUUUGUGGUGAAGCGAUGAGUGCUCUAAUUGAAAGAAAGCUAUUAAAUAUAACUGACCUUCGUAUUCUUAUCGAUUCUUUAAGAUUACCACCUGAGGCUGAGGUGCUUCGUGUCUCUUACAGGGCCCGUUUGCCGUUUGAAUCAGUUCCUCAGGAGCAGGAAAAGUAUGUUCCGCGAGCAAUACUACGAUUACAGGCUGCUGCAGCUGAAUACGAAAGGAAUGAUUUACAAAAAGCCUUAAGUUUGACAACGGAGUUACUCGAAAUGGCUCCUUUUGAUCGAGGAGGUGCGUGUUUACAUCUUUCCAUUUUAGUGAAUAUGAAAGCAACUUCAAAAUUAUUUGAUCAGGCCCAUUUUUUGGCAAAUAAUAAGGCUCAUGUGGAAUUGGCGGUGUAUGCCAUGGGUUGUUUUCAUUUUUCUUUGUCUAACUAUGAGCGUGCAGGACGGUUUUUUAGCAGAGCGACGGAACUUGACGCCUCCUUUGCUGAGGCCUGGAUUGCCUAUGGCCAUUGCUACGCAAAACUAGAAGAGGGUGAACAAGCCUUAGAUGUGUAUAGAAGAGCAAUGAAUUAUUUUCCGGGUCUUCCCUGCUGUAGUACGUUUGUUGGAAUGCAAUAUGGUAGGAUACAUCAGUGGGGAUUGGCGUCAUAUUUUCUGGAACAAGCCAUAAAAAUUAUUCCAGACGAUCCACUCGUGUUAAAUGAAAUUGGUGUCUUAAAUGCGAAAACUCAUAGGUUGCAGGAGGCGCUCAAUUUUUUUAGAAUGGCGUAUCAGUCCCUUUCUAACCCCGAAAACCCAUCAGAAUAUAGAGAUUGCAUAAUUUUCAAUUUGGCCACGGUUUGCCGCAAACUAAAACAGUAUGAUGAUGCCUUAUCAUUUUAUACUUUGUACGUCAAAUGUAGACCUAAUGCUGGUCAUGGUCAUUGUGCUUUAGCUUUCACAUAUCAUUUGAUGGGUAAUAUGAAGGCGGCGAUAGCGCAGUACCACAUAGCUUUGAGCGUCAAGGCGGAUUCGUUUUGUCGUGAUAUGCUUGAUCGUGCUUUGGCGACAGAGUUUAAAGAAAAUACAGUGGGGUCUUCCUGGGGGCCCGAGGGUGGUUUGGGGUCUCCUUCUCCAGAUGAUGUGUCUUUUUUGACUGUAUCACGAACUCUUGGUUCAGAGUCAAUGGCUUGUGAAAGUAUGGGACCUUCACCUGGUCCGAGUCUUGGACGAAGCUUACCUUUUUAA